CUCUUCGGAACGUGUCUCAUGUCUGUCUUUCAUUCUUGCUGUUGCUGGCCUGGGUGUCAAACAGUAAAAGAAAGUGGAGGUCAAACAGAUGGGAAGCAGAGGCGAGAACGGUGCAGUCGGUUCCGCCAUUGCAUGGCACUAUGGGAAUGCUUCUGUCGUUUCUCUGCAUCCGCCCGUCGCUACACCUCUUCCAAACCUUCAAAACCGGCUGGACUGCUCAUCGCCAACUACGAACCAGAAUGGGCUUACCGCCUUCACCUAUCCCAGCCCUUCGACGGCGGCGGUGACAAGCACCAGCGUUCAGCUGUACUGGGCCUAUUGGCUGGGUUUCAUGGUCCUGGGUCUUUAUCUGAUCCUUACUUCAUUAACAAAGCUGUCUCCUUCUGUGCCAAAUCCACUUCUUUCCUAGAGGGUAUUCAGUUGCAUUCUCAAAUUGUGAAGCUGGGUUUUACUUCAAACGUGUAUGUGUGUAGCGCAGUUGUCGACAUGUAUUCCAAAUGUGGCGACAUCAGGAGUGCCCAGAAAAUAUUCGACGAAAUGCCAGACAGAAACGUUGUCACGUGGAAUUCACUUAUUUCUGGCUAUUUGGAUGCUAAUUUUCCGAAAGUAGCUGUUCAGUUGUUUGUUGAGAUGCUCCGACAUGCAGCUUCUGUUUCGCCAUUUAGCCUUUCUAGUUGUCUGGUCAGUUGUUCACAGUUGGAGGACAGGGACCUCGGAGAGCAGCUUCAUGCAUUAAGUUUGAAAGCGGGGUUUGACAAUCAUGUUGUUGUGGGGACCGGUCUGAUUGAUAUGUACUCAAAGUCUUGUAGCGUUGGCCUCUCAAAGUUGGUAUUCGAGCGUAUAGUGGAUAAGAACGUGAUUACUUGGACAUCCAUGGUCACUGCUUAUUCACAGAAUGAAGAGCCUUGUGAAGCAAUGGUGGUAGUCAGAGAGAUGUUGCAAUUGGGUUUGAGAUUAAAUGGUGUGACGUUUAACAGUUUACUGAGUUCAUUUUCUACUCCAGAUCACUUAGAGUGCUGCAAGCAAGUUCAUUGCUGUGUAAUUCGCCAAGGUUUAGAGUCUAAUGAGUAUAUUACAGUCACACUUGUGACUGUCUAUUCGAAAUGUAGUCGCAGCCUGGAAGAAUUCGUUAAGGCAUGCUCUGGUAUUGCAAUUUGGGACCAGGUAUCUUGGAAUGCAGUGAUUGCUGGCUACUGCAAUUUAGAAUGUGAAAAGGAAGCUCUCAGAUGUUUCUGUGAAAUGAGGCAAGCUGGGACUGACGGUGACUUCUAUACAUUUACUAGUUUGAUGGGAGUGAUUGGGAGUAGUUCAUUCCUUGAGGAGGGAAGAGAGGUUCAUGCUCUCCUUUCCAAGACUAGGUAUGCUUCAAGUUUGCAUGUGCAGAAUGGGCUUGUUUCCAUGUAUGCAAGAUGUGGUGCAAUUGACGAAUCAAAAAGAAUGUUCUGGUCGAUGCCAAAACAUGAUGUCAUUUCAUGGAACUCGCUUCUAACAGCGUGUUCACAUCACGGAUAUGGUAAGGAAGUUGUGGACUUAUUCGAAGAAAUGAAAAAAAGCAAGACAAAACCAGAUGCUACCACUUUCCUUGCAGUGCUGUCUGCCUGUAGCCAUGUUGGUUUAGUAGAUCAGGGACUCGAGUACUUCGAUUUGUUGAAAAGUGAUGCUUUAGUUGGUCCCCCUAGAUUAGAGCAUUAUGCUAGCGUUGUUGACAUUUUUGGUCGAGCUGGAUACAUAAAAGAAGCAGAAACUUUUGUCAGCAACAUGCCAAUAAAACCUGGCUCCUCAGUCUACAAGGCUCUGCUUAGCGCUUGUUUAGUACAUGGUAAUAUGGAAGCUGCAGAGCGUUCUGCCAGAAAGCUUGCAGAUCUGUGGCCCGAUGAUAGUGCAACAUACAUCAUGCUAUCGAAUAUGUUGAAAAGAAGUGAGAAUUGGGAUGAUGCAGCAGUUGUGCGCAAAAAGAUCUGUGACAGAGGCAUGAAGAAAAUACCUGGUUGUAGUUGGAGUUAAGAUUGAGAUUGUUGAUUGUGGACACUUGAACCUUAUGGAGUCCCUUAUGAAGUUUGGGUACUGUCACUUUCUGGAAUGUUGGUUGAAAUCACAAUGGUUUACAAGAAUUUGCUCUGAAGUAUCACCCUGAUGACAAUUCCGACAUAUAGUUGAGUAGUGAUUCCCGAACUUCAGUUCUUGGACACUUGGUCAAUGGGUAAUUAAGCUAUCUGCAGGAGGGAGGGCUUUUAGAAUAUUUUCAAGCCUGCUCAAUCAUAAGUCUGUAGCUUUUGUAGAGGCCGUUCCAAUGACAGAAAUCUCAAAAUCCGUGGUGGUCAUAGUGGAGGAAUACUGAUUUGAGAAUGAUGUCCUACAAUUACUCAUUUCAGGCCUCUUCUCUCCGGCGGAACACUGCUUCAAUUACUAGUACUCUUAAGGACUCAAAUGGAAGUAACUUCAACAUGACAACUGCAAUGGAUGGAGGGAAGCAUGAGUGGUUUUAGCAACCAGGAAUCCAUUCAUACCAAGUACAUUGUUAUCCUUCUUUCAACGUUUAGCUUAUAUACAACGAGAAGGAUUAAACAUGAUGGUAAUCACAUGUGUUCUUGAUUCUUAAAGUUGAGAGUUUGUGUCACCCGUAACUAUAGGAGUGAAUUUUCAUAGCGAGGAUGAAUGGCUUAGCAGAACGAUUCCUAUUCUGAUCAAUAACCAAGGCAGAUUGCAGAUAUUAAUGGCGGAACUGUUUGUUGGCACCUCCAGUGCACAAGGAGGUUAUGCAAAUGUUGAUCGACCAAGGCAUGGUUAGUGCGAGGCUGUUGCUAAAGAUGAGGAUAAGGGAUACAGUUCAAAAGUGGUACCAAGAUGAGGGUUAUGCCUGUAUCCAGGUUGUUAAUUUUGGGAAUCUCAUACACCAAGGAGGUUGUCUGUGAGGUGGUGGAAGGGGAUAUUAGCUAGUUAUUCAGUUUCAGGACGAACUUGGUAAUGUUGUUCAGGGGAAGACACAUAUCACUGUUGUCAAGAGAGAGUUUCCUAAGCAGGUAAGCCCGGGGAGCCCUAGAUUGCUUCGUUUAUGCUGUCUGCUCUUAUUUGGUUCAUCUCUUGUUGUGUGGUCAAGGUGAGGGACCAAUGAAAUCCAGCCACCUACUUGAAAUGUCAUCUUGUUUGGUCAUUCUGGAUAGUAGUCUAUGUAUCAUCUCUUUAGUCAUUCUGGGAAUUGCCUUGAAUUGUGAAGUAACAAAGUUAGGGAUGUGGUUCUGGUUUAGCUAGGGCAUUGCCAUGAAUCUUGAACUAGCAGACUGCUAAAUACCUAGUUAGCUGUAGAUGUCGUUCUGGUUUUAUUGAGGUGAUCCCAUCUCCAACAAAUUUCAUAUAAUUUCUACUGUGAUUAAGUGCCAGUCACUUUCGAUUUUAUUUUUCCUGCUAGGCAUGAUCUAGUAACUUCAAUCAUAAUCCCAGUAAGGUUAAUUGUUGUGUGGCUGUCAAUGUUUCAGUUUGACCGGGUCAAGUGUUCAACAUCGAAGCUGGAAUACAAGCUCUGAAUGAUAUAAGUGCUUUGGGUUUUCUGCAAACAUUGAAAUUAAUCCAAGGCAUUGUGAGAAGAAUGAAUGGUGAAUCAUUGUUGAAAUAAAUUUUAAAGAAUUGGAGCCAUAAUCAGCUGAACCUAGUAUGGAGUGGAGCAUUGUUCUUGGGCGUGGUGGACUGCCCACAUUGGUGCGUCUGCCUUACUCUUUUAAUUUCAUUACAAACCUGCAGCUUGAGCUUCCAUUUUAACUUAUACUAACUGAAUUCAUUCUUCAGGCUUCAAUCCAGCCCGGUGGAACUUUUUAUUUCGAACACAGGAAUAUCAAAGGGCUGAACCAGUCACUUGUGGGCUCAAGCACAACAAGCAAUUUCUUUUUGUCUUAGGUAAUGUUACUGGCUUUGUUUUUUGAUAUCACAAAAUAACAAGGCAAAAUUUUCACGUUUGUGCCAAUAAUAGCCACAUUUGGCGAAAUACCACUUAUAGCCACUUUUUGAAAAUGUUGUUGGACAAAUAUAGCCUUUUCCGUUAGAAACAUUGACGGUGUUAGUAACACCGUCAAAUUAGUAGACGGUUUGCUGAUUAGGCGAGAAGAAAUCGAACACGUCAGCGCCAACUAAGCAAUUAUGGACACGUCAUAUAUUACAUUAUUAAAAAAAAAUUGUACCAUAUAUUCCCAUUUGCGUCAAAGCGAAUCCUUCAGCCCCCAACUUUGGCCCGAUUUAAAAAUUAGGGUUUGUCCCUAGUUUUCCUCUCCUCUCACGAAUCCUCUUCCGAUUUGGGAAUUAGGGUUCUUCCCCAAACUUCCACUUUCCAUUCUCCACGAAUCCUCUACUCCCUUCUGAUCGAUUCCGAUUUCGGAAUUAGGGUUCUUCCCCCAAAUCCCACACUCUGCCGACUCGCAACGACGCAACCCUCUCCUUCCACGAUUUCUCCUGCCCAGCACUUCAAGCGAGCAGCUUCCUCAUGUCCAGUCGCGACUGACGAGGGAGAAGUUUGUAUGUGUUUCCUCAUGGCCAAAGCUCGGCGUCUGUUAGUCAACCCAUCCUCUGUAUGUGUUUCUCGAGGAAGGAGGCGGUAGGUUCAACUCGAUCGAUGGAGGAAAAUCGAGACUGGAGGAGGGGUGUAUAUUGAUGGUGGAGGAAGGAAUAGCGGUGGUCCGGGGUUCGUCGGAGGACGCUCCUCUCCUUCGUCGCCUUCGUGGUCGCCGCCUUCGUCGAUGGGAUUCAGAGGGGUUAGAUGAAGAGGAUAAGGAAAGAGGAAAGAGAGAACAUAAAGGUGGGUGGGUAAAAAUUAGUGGUUUCUGAUUUUGUAAUUUUUUUUAAUUAUUGUCCACAUGGAAAUUUGUGGCGGUCCACGUAAGCUGCGCCGUUUGCCCAGUCACACUUAACGUUAACAGCGUUAAAGAAUUGGACGGACGUGGCUAUAAGUGGUAUUUCGCCAAAUGUGACUAUAAUUGGCACAAACGUGAAAGUUUUGGCUAUGGAACUGUAUUUUGCCAAAUAACAAUGAUGAUGAUUGUUAUCUCAAGUGGGAAGUUAAUUGGUUGAAUAUCUCUUAUCUAUGACGAACAAGGAAUUGGUCUAGUGGUAAUACCACUAGCCAUGAACCUGGAGGUCCCAAUUCGAGUCUCUUUAGUAGUAUCUAAUAACGAAAAAGUAAUCUACAUCAUCUUAUCUAAAAAUGAGAAUAACUCUUAUCUAUGAAU
Messenger RNA from Linum trigynum, 5210 nucleotides. The record is from the annotation of a GenBank genome assembly. NCBI's taxonomy places the organism in Eukaryota, Viridiplantae, Streptophyta, Magnoliopsida, Malpighiales, Linaceae.